Linum trigynum is the source of this 3073-nucleotide messenger RNA. NCBI's taxonomy places the organism in Eukaryota, Viridiplantae, Streptophyta, Magnoliopsida, Malpighiales, Linaceae. The record is from the annotation of a GenBank genome assembly.
CUUAACCUAAUUUAAAUUUAUUCCAUGCUUUUACUUACAAGGUGGAUAGGAGCAAAUACGAAUGACCAUCAACCUGAGCAUUCAUUACUGUUUUAUCGUUCUGAGUUAGAUAAGCCUUGGUGGAAUCAGGUAAUCAUGCUUUAUCAUAUUUUGACAAGUUAAGGUUUUUCAAUGUAAAUGGUCGCUAAUUGCAUUAUUUGAAUGAAUAUAGGUUACUUUGGAUCCAUAUCCACGUGAAGUGGUCGAACUGCAUCAUCUUAGAAACCCUCUGGAUCACGAGACGUGGUUGUGCAAGGUGCCAUUGAUCUGUUGGCACGUCGUGGAGUGGCACCUGCCCGAUCGAUCCUUGAGGCAAUAUCGAAUGGAGCAACCAAUUCCACAAACCCCGCCUCAAGGUUUCAGGGAGCUCCAUGCCAUCGACCUCUGACACGCUUCAAAGAAUUGGAUCCUAAAGCAUCAGUACUACAUCAACAUCUGGGAGAAUAGAGGGACAUGGGUGGUCCAAGGGAUGCCGGAGACGAGACCGAUGGGCUACCACGAUGGGUACAUGUAGUGGUAUCGGAAGUUCACCAAUAGAUGGGUGUCAAAGCAAGGUGCUGUGAUGGGUUUGUUGGUAAGUCAUCCUAAUCUCCAUCGUGAGUCUAAUUAUUUUGUUUUAAGGUUUAAUUAAUUUUGUUUUAUUAUGGGGAUUGCUUAGGUUGAUGGUUUGGAACACGCCAAACACACCCUCGAUAGUGCUCCAACCAUGGAUGAGCGCAAAACUUCUUGGCUGCGAAGGCUUAUGAACAACCUCUUAAGUUGUACCCGAGAGCAAAGGAUGGAUGUCGUGGCCUAUCCUCCCAUUCCCGCUCCGGCACGCCCAUCAUUCCGUGAUGGUGAGCCCAUUGUGCCCCCGGUUGAGCCCCCACGAAGGAGCAAACGCAGGCCUCUGCCUACUUUCGAAGAGGUGCGUACAACUCAAGCAACCGAGCUCCCUGAACCAUUUGAGUACGAGUGGGCACCUGCACCGGAUGUCGCUGGAGGUUCAUCUCAGGAACCAGACAUUUUCCCUCAUUUCCACCAUCAGCAACAGACUCCGAUGUAUCACACCCCGCAUCAAUAAACCCCUCACCGCCCGAUCUACCAGCAGGCUACCAGUCCAUCUCAGCAACCUCCACUGCCACUUGUAACUCCAGUAGGGGCUCGGGUUAAGAGACAUCCGCGACAAGUCGUUGAGCGAGCCCACCAAGAAGCAGAAGGAGGAGGUGGAAGAAGGGGUCGAGGACGUCGUGGAGGACGAGGUGGAGGGCGAGAUGGGGGCCAAAAUGAGGGGCAACCAAAUGAAGACAACCAGUGAACUAUCCGUGCUUUCUUUGAUCAUUCUAGUGUUUUGUCAUUGUAGUGAACUAUCCGCAUUUAUUUGAAUUUUUCGGUCUUCUGAUUUGAGUUUGCAUUGUCGUUGAACUAUCCAUGUUAUGUUAGUCAACUUUCUAAUUGGACCACAUUCCAAAUUUAUUCCAAAUUCAUGACAAGGCAAUCCCUAUCACAGAGUUCUUGAAAAUUGAAUCGCGACUCAAUUUUCAGUUUAGUGGAUACACCGUCCUCAUAAUCAAUCCCUAUGUCAAAGUUUGUAAUCCUUCCAUUCCACCGAAUAAUAAGUUGAAACUUCUUGUUUACCCAUAUCUACAAUUUACAAUAUGUAACUAUUAGCAUAAUUCCAGUAAUUCAUAACAUCGGCCAUAUUUGCUACGAUAAGUAAUUCAUAACAUAAUAAUAUAACUACUAAAAACAACCAUUAGGAAUUAAUACGAAAAUUAAACCAUACCGUAAAUUCCUGUUCUGUAGUUGCUCCGUUUUGGUUGCUGAAAUUUGAAGAGGGGGGAGUGGUUAUGUUUUUACAACUGCUGGUGGUGUGGUAUUUAUAGAAAAAUCAGCUAAUAUUCACCGCCUUUGUCAAACACGGUGAACAUCAUCACCGCGUUUAUCUCAAACGGUGAACAUUAGGUAGUUGUGACCUAAUUUUCACCUACUAGGGUUGAGAAACGUGGGAAAUAAUCACUGCCUUAGCCUGAGGCGGUGAAGAUGUUCCCCGCUUUGCCCUAAGACGGUGACGUUUUCACCGCUUUUAACUUAAACGGUGAUGUCUUCACCGUUUUCGUUUAAUGUGGUGAACACUUCACCACUUUAUACAAAGACGGUGAACACGUCAUCGUUUUAUUUUAAAACGCUGAAAUGUUCACCGUUUUGACAAACGCGGUGAUUAUAUUCAUUGCAUUUGUCAAAAACGGUGAAUGCCAAACAUGUGUAGUUUUGGAAAUUUUAUUUUAAAACUUAUGUAUUUUGAGAAUUUUUUUUAAGAACUAGUGUACUUUGGGAUUUUCCCCCCAUAAGUACCAUAGUUAACUAACUUCAUACUUGAGUCCUUGGAAUCAUUAUGGUGAACUGUCGACUUCUUAAGCGUACUUCUAGAGCUUCUAUAAUUCUUGAAUGCCGACGAUGAUGUCAGUCCUAAUCCUAAUUUCGUUCUCAUAUACCAUCAGCCAGUCAUGCAUAUGCAAUGCUUUAGGUACAUUAGAAGGAGUUAUUGAGCUUACAGUUCUGUUUACCUUAUAAGUGUCCUGCGUAUUUUAUCUUCAAAUGGGACCCCGUCCUACACUUAGCUAGUGCAACCAUCUGGUAAUACUUGUUAUAACAUAUUCUAACAUGAAUACUCUCAUAAUGGGGAGCAUGAACGUGUAAAGUGUGCCUAUCUAAGGCAAAACACUCACACAAUGGGGAUCCUGCGCCUAUUUAAGGCGAAAACACCCACAUAAUGGGGAUCAUGUACCGCGUGCAUAGCUAGCUAAGCAAGGAUUAAACGCACUCAUACUUAUUCAUACUUAUUAACUUGAUAGUUCUUACGCUUACUUACCUCAAUGGAGAUUAAAUUAAUUCAUACUUGCUUGCAUACUUGAAAAGGUUGGUGAUCUCCCACACAAUGGAAAGACCCAACUUAUUAACUUGCACAAGUCAGCUUAGACUUGAAUGCCUUGAAAUUUAGUUUGCUGAUGCUUCGUGAUGCUACGCACACUUAAAGUAAAGACUGAACGUAAAU